Molecule: messenger RNA, 879 nt
Organism: Radiomyces spectabilis
Lineage: Eukaryota; Fungi; Mucoromycota; Mucoromycetes; Mucorales; Radiomycetaceae
Exons: 6
Coding region: 1-879 (292 amino acids)
Source: RefSeq, a predicted model, not a curated record
AUGCUCAAGAGCAUUGAACAGUCCUUUACGCCGACCCUUGGUGAGCAAGCAGCCUUUGACCAGAAGUUGUUGCAAGCGACAAUUAAGUUGAAGAACCUCACCUUGGAGGACAACUUCCAGGCGCAAUCGUCUUCACCGAGCAGCCCGAAAGCAGUGGGCCAUUUCAACAACGCCGUUUAUCCAUGCAAGCGCGGCAAAGACUUCGAUGACCUCCAGUCAUGCGGCGUAAAAAAGAUUAAGAGUGCGGACGAAGUGGAGAUUGAAGAAGUUGACGGAGAAGAAGAAGAGAUCUUUUACGACGCGAUGGACAUUGAUUGGGGUGAAGUUCGCGUGAUGGAAGUAAAGGAGAAGAUGCUCAAGGAAGAAGCGAAGAAUGCAAUGGAAGUCGACGAGGUGGUAGAACCACUGGCCACAGUGAGCCACGAGAUGCCGAUGCCGGCUAUGCAAGUUUCCAAUGCCAUGUUUGUUGACAAAGAUGUGGAAGAAGAACCGGUGGCCAUUAAGAAGCAAUGCUUUGGCGAUAUUGAUGAACGUGCCGCAUUCGAAGAAGAAGAAGAGGAGGUUGACCGUGAAGAAGGAUUCGUUGAAGAUCGUGCGGUGGAGGCCGAGGAAGAAAAGCAAGAAGAACCCGAGGUAGAUCGCAAUACAAAAGAGUCCGGUGUUGAAAGCACUGGCGGCCAGGAAGGAGGUCAUCUCGCAAAAGAUGAUCGCGUGGAUGAAGAGAAGAUUGAAGAACGACCGGUUGGAGAAGCUGAGGACGCAUAUGCAGCAUUCCUCAAAGAAGGCCCGCAAAAUGCAGCCACGGCGUUCGCAAUGUUGGCGGAGAUGGCAUCCGACGAGGAGGAAGAGGAGGUCGACGAUGCCUUCAUCUUUGAAUGA